AGACGGCAGUGACUUGUACGCAUGCGCUAGUGAAGUCUACGUCAGCUCUUCUCUUCUAGCCAGCUGCCUGAAAGCUACGUGGCCCUCACUCCUCUGACUGUCUUCUCCUCAGACACAACCUCAACCACAGAUCGACACCAUGGAUCAGGUAAUGCAGUUUGUGGAGCCCAGCCGGCAGUUCGUCAAAGACUCCAUCAGGCUCGUGAAGAGGUGCACGAAACCCGACAGAAAAGAGUUCCAGAAGAUCGCCAUGGCCACAGCUAUUGGGUUUGCGAUCAUGGGCUUCAUUGGCUUCUUCGUCAAACUCAUCCACAUCCCCAUCAACAACAUCAUCGUUGGAGGUUAAAUCAUGCUGAACAAAGACCGAACUUCAAAUUCUGGGAUGUGGAGACAACGACGCAAAGUGUUAUUGGGCUGGUGUGAUUGGGGACUGACGGGGUGACAUUUUUACAUUCUGUGCACAACAUUUGUAUUUCUCAGUGUAAAUAAAAAUACAAAUACAAAAAGAAA
Notolabrus celidotus (New Zealand spotty) is the source of this 510-nucleotide messenger RNA. RefSeq names its product SEC61 translocon subunit gamma (gene sec61g). The transcript is spliced from 4 exons. The record is from RefSeq and is a predicted model, not a curated record. Gene Ontology annotation, molecular function: transmembrane protein transporter activity. Gene Ontology annotation, biological process: protein targeting; post-translational protein targeting to membrane, translocation. Bases 140 to 346 code for a protein of 68 amino acids. Gene Ontology annotation, cellular component: membrane; Ssh1 translocon complex. NCBI's taxonomy places the organism in Eukaryota, Metazoa, Chordata, Actinopteri, Labriformes, Labridae.